AUGGCCGUCUAUAAUCUCCUCCUCGGGCUCUCGGCCUUCAUCUCCAUCGCCAGGGCUGCAGAAACCUGCUACUGGCCAAAUGGCAAGGCGACCCCGUCCAACUGGGUGCCAUGUCCGAAUAGUAAAGUCUGUUGCGCAGUCGGGGAAGCCUGCCUAUCGAACAACCUCUGCUAUGGUUCCAAGCUGAACAUUGCGUACCGCGGCGCGUGUACCGACAUUUCCUGGCCGAUUGCUGAUUGUCCGCGCAUUUGCUACGAGGAAGUCGACUAUCAAUGGGCAAAUCUGUACGCGUGUCCCAAUAAUACCAACCAGGUCUUCACCUGCGGCACAAGCGGCUGGGCCUCGUCCGUCUGCGAUGCAAAACUGGGCCUGUACACCUGGGUCGACGGGAAUGUGUCUCUCGCGCAGAAUGGCAUCUCGACCACGUUCUCGUCCUCGUCCUCGUCCUCUGCUGUGGGGACUUUAGCGUCCCCCUCGCAGUCAACGACGACAACUACGACUCCUUUCUCCUCGGGCGAUUCCGUAGCAAGUGCCACCGCGACAGGAAAUUCGCAGCAGGAUAAGAAUGUUUUAACUCUGGGACUCGGAUUAGGGAUUGCUCUUGGGGUUCCGCUGUUAGCUAUCUCAGCGGCGUUUCUGUGGUUGUGGUUUCGCACACGGCGACAGUCGGUCAAUGGUCGGAUUCAACAGCCCGUCGGGCAAUACUCAGGAGGAGCUCCCGGUAUGGCUCCUGCUUAUCGUUCGAAUGGAGGGAUGGGGGAGUUGGAAGUCCCGAAGAGCAAUACUUACAGACCGGAAUUAGAGUGA
Molecule: messenger RNA, 807 nt
Organism: Aspergillus udagawae
Lineage: Eukaryota; Fungi; Ascomycota; Eurotiomycetes; Eurotiales; Aspergillaceae
Exons: 2
Coding region: 1-807 (268 amino acids)
Source: RefSeq, a predicted model, not a curated record